GAUUUUUUCUCACUCAAAAACAAAAAAUGGAACCUAACGAAAGUCACCACCUCCACCAACAACACCAACAACAGCAGCAGCAGCAACGUCUCAGCUCUCCUUACUUCCACCACCUGCAACACCACCAUCCAUCCACCGUAUCAACCACCACUCUUUCUCCCGGAAACGCCGUUCCACCUUCCAACAAUGGUCUUUUCCCGCCGCAACCGCAGGCUAACGAUGGUUCCUCAUCUCACGCCGUGUAUCCUCAUCACUCAGUACCUUCCUCGACGGUAACAGAGCCGUUGAAGAGGAAACGAGGUCGUCCGAGGAAGUAUGUGACGCCGGAGCAAGCCCUGGAGGCUAAGAAAAUGGCGUCUGCCGCGAGCAGUUCGUCUGCUAAGGAGAGGAGAGAGCAAGCAGCUGCUGCUGCAGCUGGAGGAGGUGCUACGACGUCGUCUAGUUCCGCAGCUUCGAAAAAAUCUCAGCUUGGUUCUGUCGGGAAAACUGGGCAGAGCUUUACUCCACAUAUCGUUAAUAUAGCUCCUGGUGAGGAUGUGGCUCAGAAAAUUGUGAUGUUUGCACAACAAAGCAAGCAUGAGCUAUGCGUUCUUUCUGCAUCAGGGACCAUCUCUACUGCAUCGUUGCGCCAGCAAGGAGGCAACAUAUCAUAUGAGGGUCAGUACGAGAUUAUCUCGCUAUCCGGAUCAUUUAUACGGGCUGAACAAGGUGGGAAGACCGGUGGACUUAGCGUUUCUUUAUCUAGAUCUGAUGGUCAGAUUAUUGGAGGAGCUGUUGGGACUCACUUGACAGCUGCUGGCCCGGUUCAGGUGAUUCUUGGUACGUUUCAGCUUGAUAGAAAAAAGGAUGCUGCAGGGAGUGGUGUGAAAGGAGAAGCUUCUAACAGUGGAAGUCUGUUAACUUCUCCCUCUACCACUGGACCUGGCCCGGGCCCUGGACCAUUGCUUGGAAUGGGUUUCCGUUCUGUUAUGGAUUCUCCGGGAAGAAAUCCAAUGAGGGGAAACGAUGAGCAGCAGCAUCAUCAACAUCAACAAACCGGUAUGGGUGGAUCUCAUCAUCAUUUCAUGAUGCAAGCACCACAGGGAAUGCACAUGACACAUCCCCGGCCAUCUGAAUGGGGAGGAGGAGGAGGCAACAGUGGUCUUGACGGUAGAGGUGGUGGUGGGUAUGAUUUGUCAGGACGUCUAGGACAUGAGUCGUCGGAGAAUGGAGGUUACGAGCAGCAAAUACCGGAUUAGCAUCUAUACCCAAGCUUCCAGAGACGUGUGUAGUGUUUAGAUCCAAAUUUAGAAACUGAAGCCCUGAGCAAGAAUCUGAACUGAGAGAGAGAUAGGACUUACAGAAGCUUGUCUGAAGUUGAGUGAUGCUUUUGUUCUUUCUUAGUUAACGGUGCCAAUAUGUAUAAACUCCACAGCCUUUCUUUCUUUCUUUCAGUAAACAGCUGAUCCUGCUUCUCUUUCAUUUCAUUUAUUUUCUUCUCCUGUGUUUAUAUAUUUUUUGUUUUUGUUUUGGUUACAUGAAAUGAAAAUGCUCUUUCUUAAGAAUAUAAAUACAUCUUUU
Molecule: messenger RNA, 1560 nt
Organism: Eruca vesicaria subsp. sativa (arugula)
Lineage: Eukaryota; Viridiplantae; Streptophyta; Magnoliopsida; Brassicales; Brassicaceae
Source: the annotation of a GenBank genome assembly